Molecule: messenger RNA, 573 nt
Organism: Lycium ferocissimum
Lineage: Eukaryota; Viridiplantae; Streptophyta; Magnoliopsida; Solanales; Solanaceae
Exons: 2
Coding region: 1-573 (190 amino acids)
Molecular function (GO): nucleic acid binding
Source: RefSeq, a predicted model, not a curated record
AUGGGGCUAGUCAUACCAUCAAAGGAAAAAAAGAAUAUUCUUAUAGCAGUUGAUUAUGUGUCGAAGUGGGUGGAAGCAAUUCCACUCCCUACCAAUGAUGCUAAUGUGGUUGAAAAAGAACAUUUCACGCGUUUUGGGACCCCAAGGGCCAUUAUAAGUGAUGAAGGUACACACUUAAAAAACAAACUCUUGAACAAUUUGUUGGCAAAAUAUAGAGUAAGGCACAAGGUGGUUACUGGAUAUCAACCUCAAACUAGUGUCAGGACUUCUUACGAAACCCCUAUUUUAACCUCUCCAAUUAGGCUGGUUUUUGGUAAGGCAUGUCAUCUACCUUUUGAGCUUGCGAAUAAGGCGUAUUGGGAAAUCAAGAAGCUCAAUUUGUAUAUGGACGCAACCGGUGAAAAGAGGAUGUUGCAAUCAUAUGAUCUUGAUGAGUUCCACUUUAAUGCAUACGAGAAUGCAAAAUUAUACAAGGAGAGGACCAAUAGAUGGCAUGACAAACACAUUCAACAUUAUGGUUUUGAGCUUGGGCAAUUGGUGUUGUUAUACAAUUCAAGGCUCAGGUUAUUUUGA